AUGAGCGCCGCGACGUCCGGUAAAGAACCUGGUCUGCCGGCUGCUCAGGAAACAUCUGCCACUACCUCUUCUACCCCUGUCUUACCUGGUACGUAUUUCCGUCGGCCAUUAGACGUCGCUGUCCUUGCUGCAGACGGAUCUGGGCUUCUGGCUUUGUUGCUGAUAUAUGACGUUUACCCAGAUAAUGUACAGUCCGCGAUAACUACCUCCGAUCCCGCUCAACAAGUAUCAUCUAAUGAGGGACCGUCAGCUUCAUUUACUAAGGAGAACAUCGCGCAGCCAGGGGCCCAGGUGUCCGAGAAGGCCCAGAAGAAAAACUCUCUUCUGAAUGUUCCAUCGAGGACAACCUCUCAGACAAAGCAGGAGCCUUCAUCUACCUCUCCUCCAUUAACCGGUGCGACUGUCACAGAUGACUCCACAAGCGUUGGACGUAAUUCAAAAAGGAGCAUAUUGGGCAAGAAAAGGGAUGUGAGCAAGUCCAGCAGCCGGCGGGCAUCAAAGGAGCAGAGGAGUCUCGAUGCUGGCAGGGGAGCUCCGCCAGCGCCAGCCGUUGCACAGUCAGAUGGGGCUACGGGCGUAGAAAAGAAGGGCACCUUUGGUUUCUUAUCAUUCCUCAAUUGCUGCAGCGGCCAUCAUAACACAAAUACCAUGGAUAUCGAUGAUCAAGCAUUACCGGCCAAGAAAGAAUUCAGGGAAAAUGUGGCCAAAGACACUUCUGAGGAGAAGCAAAGCAGCAGAGAAGAAACUGAGAAGCAGGAAAUCCCGGUCGCAGAGGAGAAGAAGCAAUGUGAUGGCAACCCGCCACGGAUAAGUCCGAGCGAGAGCUCUCGAGAGAAACCGAUCGUUCCGUCCGGACCAGUCGUCGCGACCGAAACUGUGGACACUUCUGGCAACUUACGAGAUCAACCAUUAUCAGCCCCUGUUCCUGAUGCCCAGCCUUCUCCGGUCCCUCUCAUCUCGACCCAGGAGGAAGUAAGUCCGACUCCGGACUGGACACCGGACCAGAGUAAAAGAAAUAGUGACGUUGAUAUGCCGGACGCGCCAUCACAAGAGAAAGAGGUAGCUGAGCAUGAAACCACAACAUCUCCAGCUCUGCCAAAGGUCGAAGCACAGAAAACCGAGCUACCCCCACCUCCUCCUUUGGAACAGCGACAAUCCCAGGUGAUCAAUAGAGAAGCGCCAGCAGUGCCCAGCUCGUCACAGGAGAAGGAAAUCUGGCUUCUCCCACCAAUACAGCCACAUCUACAGGGACGCAAAUGUCUAGUCCUUGAUCUGGAUGAAACACUAGUACACAGCAGCUUCAAAAUCCUAAAUCAGGCCGACUUUACCAUUCCCGUUGAGAUUGAAGGGCAAUACCAUAAUGUGUACGUCAUAAAGAGACCAGGUGUGGAUGCUUUCAUGAAGAGAGUUGGAGAACUCUACGAAGUGGUCGUGUUCACUGCGUCCGUCUCCAAAUACGGCGAUCCCUUACUAGAUCAACUCGAUAUCCAUCAUGUUGUGCAUCACCGACUCUUUCGGGAGAGCUGCUACAAUCAUCAAGGCAAUUAUGUCAAGGACCUCUCUCAAGUCGGGCGCGACCUUCGCGAAACAAUCAUUAUUGACAACUCACCAACAUCAUAUAUCUUCCAUCCUCAACAUGCUGUUCCUAUCAGCAGCUGGUUCUCCGAUGCGCACGACAACGAGCUGUUGGACUUAAUACCUGUCCUCGAAGAUCUUGCUGGAGCUCAAGUCCGCGACGUGAGCCUGGUGCUGGAUGUUGCAUUAUAG
Messenger RNA from Endocarpon pusillum Z07020, 1767 nucleotides. RefSeq lists its product as uncharacterized. Gene Ontology annotation, molecular function: phosphoprotein phosphatase activity. Gene Ontology annotation, cellular component: plasma membrane. The coding region runs from base 1 to 1767 and encodes 588 amino acids. Lineage: Eukaryota; Fungi; Ascomycota; Eurotiomycetes; Verrucariales; Verrucariaceae. The transcript is spliced from 4 exons. The record is from RefSeq and is a predicted model, not a curated record.